Molecule: messenger RNA, 449 nt
Organism: Pectinophora gossypiella (pink bollworm)
Lineage: Eukaryota; Metazoa; Arthropoda; Insecta; Lepidoptera; Gelechiidae
Exons: 4
Coding region: 84-449 (121 amino acids)
Biological process (GO): microtubule polymerization
Molecular function (GO): tubulin binding
Source: RefSeq, a predicted model, not a curated record
UUUUACCUAAACAAACAUAACCCAGAAAAUCUCAGUAAAACUUGACAUAAAAACAUAAUAAAAGGUAUAUUUGAAUCAAAAUUAUGAGCUCAAAGAAAGAUAUUGACGAAGCUUAUGAAAGAUUGAAACAAAUUGGUGAAAAUACGGUUGCUAACCUCGUCCAAUGGAUGAAAGACUCGAAAAUUCUACAAAUGGUGGACAAAUCCGAAAAGGAAGCCACGGAGAUGUUUAAAGAGGUCCACGCGCAACAGAAAGUUACUAAAGAACAAUUCGAUGAAGUCUUAAAGAAAAUGGCUGAAUCUCACAAGGAUGUCUUAGAGCGAAUGACGGCUAUGCUAGCGAAGGAAGGCCCUAGGAUUGUUAAUGCGAUGCAAGCAGCAGCUAAGGCUUUCGAAGACAAGAUGAAGCCUCCGCCGCAAGAGGCGAAGUCAGACUGCGUCAUCAGCUGA